Messenger RNA from Onychostoma macrolepis, 3355 nucleotides. RefSeq names its product glycine receptor, alpha 3 (gene glra3). Gene Ontology annotation, biological process: nervous system process; chloride transmembrane transport; regulation of membrane potential. The record is from RefSeq and is a predicted model, not a curated record. Lineage: Eukaryota; Metazoa; Chordata; Actinopteri; Cypriniformes; Cyprinidae. Bases 296 to 1762 code for a protein of 488 amino acids. Gene Ontology annotation, cellular component: synapse; neuron projection; plasma membrane. The transcript is spliced from 10 exons. Gene Ontology annotation, molecular function: glycine binding; transmembrane signaling receptor activity; transmitter-gated monoatomic ion channel activity.
CUGCUUAGAGAUGUCUGAAUAUGUCAAGAAUCACUUCAGCUGCCGCACGCUUUCAAACAGCACACCAUCUCGUCCAGUGCCGCUGCGAGGAAAGAGUUUCAUAUUUGCCGUUUAGCUUCAGAAGAUUAUGAGGAAUUCCUUUGCGAUUGCCGUGCGUAACGAGCCUCCAGUGCACAGGGGUGAAGGAAGAACAGCUGGAGCGCUGUCCAGGGUCCUGAAGUCAAGAAGCCAGAGGUGCUGAAGAGAGCACAGGCAUUCACAGAGGACUGUAUGUCUAUGCCAAUCAAGCCUUGAGAUGACUCGGAAAAGGCUGCGUUCUGUGGCUGUCUGGGGAUUCAUUGCGUGGCAAAUAGGAAUUCUGUUGAGUUUGGUAGCAUCAAAAAAAACAGAAAACUCUCAAGGAGAAAAAGCAUCGUCACCCUCUGACUUCCUUGACAAGCUCAUGGGAAGAACCUCAGGUUAUGAUGCCAGAAUUAGGCCCAACUUUAAAGGUCCACCUGUGAAUGUAUCAUGCAACAUAUUCAUUAACAGUUUUGGCUCCAUUGCAGAGACAACUAUGGAUUACAGAGUGAACAUAUUUCUCCGGCAGAAGUGGAACGACCCUCGGUUAGCUUACAGCGAGUACCCAGAUGACUCCCUGGACCUGGAUCCCUCAAUGUUAGACUCCAUUUGGAAGCCUGAUCUUUUCUUCGCCAACGAGAAGGGAGCGCACUUCCACGAAGUCACCACUGACAACAAGCUCUUGAGAAUAUUCAAGAAUGGAAAUGUCCUCUAUUCAAUCAGACUGACUCUGACGCUCUCGUGUCCGAUGGAUCUGAAGAAUUUCCCCAUGGAUGUGCAGACGUGCAUAAUGCAGCUGGAGAGUUUUGGCUACACAAUGAAUGACCUGAUUUUUGAGUGGCAAGGGAAGGGACCUGUACAGGUGGCCGAAGGUUUGACGCUCCCACAGUUCAUCCUCAAGGAUGAGUCUGAUUUAAGAGACUGCACCAAGCACUACAACACAGGCAAGUUCACAUGCAUUGAGGUACGUUUUCACCUGGAAAGACAGAUGGGCUACUACCUGAUCCAGAUGUACAUUCCCAGCCUGCUCAUCGUCAUCCUGUCCUGGGUCUCCUUCUGGAUCAACAUGGAUGCCGCUCCUGCCCGUGUUGCCCUGGGAAUCACCACAGUGCUCACAAUGACAACUCAGAGCUCUGGAUCCAGAACAUCCUUACCUAAGGUGUCUUACGUGAAGGCAAUUGAUAUCUGGAUGGCUGUGUGCUUGUUAUUUGUCUUUUCUGCCCUGUUGGAGUAUGCUGCAGUCAACUUUGUUUCACGGCAACACAAAGACCUCUUACGAUUCCGACGGAAAAGGAAGAAGUCUGGCAAGACUUUCGAUCAAACAUUUGAUGAGGAGCUUACUGAGUCAUUGCAUCAUAUUGAUGGCCUACGCAGUGCUGAGCCAGUUUACGGAUCAAUGGGCCAACUCAACGAAUCCAAUGACAGGGAGGAGGAUGUGCGGGAGAGCCGGUUGAGCUUCACGCCCAAUGCAGGGAAAGACGGAGCCGUGCCCAAAGCUGCUAAUAAUGCGGCCACAACACCUUCUGGCCCAGCCCUUUCUGCCAGCAAGAGUCAUGAGGAGAUGAGAAAACUCUUCAUCGACCGAGCCAAGAAGAUCGACACUGUGUCCCGUGCCGGAUUCCCACUGGCCUUCCUGUUUUUCAAUAUUUUCUAUUGGGUUCUUUACAAAAUCCUACGUCACGAGGAUGUGCACAAGCCAUAGAUGGAACAUGGCGCGUUGCACCUUGGGAGGUACGGUAGUAAAACAGCAAAGCUGCAUCAAUGAACUCUGAUGUUUCCUGCCAAGAUCUAUGCUAAAAUGACUAUGAAAAACUGUGAUGUCAAGGACCGGUGGUUAAUUUCAAUAGUUUGUUUGUGUUGUACACCCAUACGAAGACACUGCACUCACUAUGCAAUGGAUAGGCAUCCAUAGGGCCUCUGACACACCUGUCCCGCAACAGAAGUGGUCAGCACUUCUACACACCUGUUUAACACAGAAGCACAGUCCGAUACUGACUACAGCCCCUCGUAGUGACAGAUGUAUGUGUCUUGCACUGGUUUUGUCAACUCUGUUGUCUUACAACUUUACUGCCAAUGUUCUGUGUUGUAUUUUUGAUAUACAGCUAUUGAAAAAUGGCAAGAGUGCAAGAGCAGAAAUGUAUAUUAUACAAAUAUCCAAACACAAACUACUAAUGUAGAUUAUUUUAUAAGAAAGAGUUGACUAUUGGUCAGUGCAAUGUAUCCUCAAUCAUUUUGUCCCAAACCUGAUUGUUGACCAGCUCUAGAAACCAGCAUCCAGGCCAAAAACAUUCUGAGCUAAAUCUCAAGAAUGACCCUGAACCAGCAAAGGAGACUAUUGUGUUUACAGCUAGUUUAUAUGAACACUUUAACUGCUUCAAGGAAACACAUUUCGAAAACUUUAAUGGGUAGCGUACUGUCAGUAAGCAUAAAGAAAUUGAAACCAUCCUUCAAGUUUUUCUCAAACAAAAGCAUUAUUGUUCGAAAACCAUUGCCAGUCACUUCAAACUAAUGAUGCCACCGCAAAAUAAUGUGGCUGGGAGUGAAUACUGUCACACAUGUGUUGCAAAUUCAUGAAUGGAGAAAUUAAUUCAAGGAGUCCUCAGACAAAAAAAAAUAGUAAUGCAAAAAAUAUAAAUGAGAUUCAUAAUUAAGAACAUAAUUUGAGUGGUUUUAAACUAAUCUAACUGCAUGUAUGGUGAUUGUACAACAAUGAAUUCUGAAUAGACGUUAUUAAAUUAUACUAAAAGAGAACAAUAUAUAAUUCUGCCUCUGAAGAUAUCCCUAAGGUAUUGCGAAUAUAUUUAAAAACAUGUCGUGGGAAAAUGAGUACUUGGAAUCGAUAUUUAUCAAUGUUAUCAAUAUUUAUUUUGUCGAAAUUCAGAAUUAUCCGUUCACUUAUAAACACUGUUCAAAACAGUUCAAAUACUGGGACCAGACUUUCUUAAACCUUUUUUGUUUUGUUGUCUUUUCUUUUCAAAAUGAUCUGCUGAAAGACUGUGCCAUACAAAUGAUCAAAGCAUAUAGCCUCACACAUUCCUAAGAGUAAAUAGAGCAGUGCUGCUGUGUUUUGAACACUAACAUCGGCAUUUGGCACAUACAUUCAUCAUGGAAAGGACACAAGAAGUUCAUGGACAUUUACAGUAUAAUGCAAGAGCAUUUGUAAUUUAUUUUGUAGAAACAUUAUUAAAUGUUAUGCAUGAACUCAAGUCUGUUAUACUUCAUUUUCAGUGUGAAUUGGACCAGCAGUCAAUGUUCUCGCUGCUAUUAUAAGAGGUGAGGCACAUAUGAAGAGUUC